Messenger RNA from Harpia harpyja (harpy eagle), 6573 nucleotides. RefSeq names its product EYA transcriptional coactivator and phosphatase 4 (gene EYA4). Bases 651 to 2588 code for a protein of 645 amino acids. NCBI's taxonomy places the organism in Eukaryota, Metazoa, Chordata, Aves, Accipitriformes, Accipitridae. The record is from RefSeq and is a predicted model, not a curated record. Gene Ontology annotation, cellular component: nucleus. Gene Ontology annotation, biological process: positive regulation of DNA repair; cell differentiation; negative regulation of extrinsic apoptotic signaling pathway in absence of ligand. Gene Ontology annotation, molecular function: protein tyrosine phosphatase activity. The transcript has 20 exons.
GGAGGCCCGGCCCGGCCCGGCCCGGCCCGGCCCGGGGAGACGGCGGCGGGGGCAGCCCGGCUCCGCGGCGAGCAGGGGCCGGCACAGGGCGCAGCCCCGGCGGCACCCCCCGGCACAAGUGCCAAGCGGCGCCCCGGGGCCGCGCUGGCUCCUGCGCGCCUCGCCCCUUGCCUCCCCGCUCCCGGGACGACCUUUUUGGGAGGGAGGGGGUUACCUUUUCUUAGCAAAGUCCCGUCCCUUGCCAGGGCAACUUUCUACGUGCCUGUGCCUGAGAAGCAACUAGUUGCACUCGCUGAAGUACGAGGAGUGUUGGGCUUCUCCCGUACCAGCCUCCUCCUCCACCUACCCCCCCCCCCCCACCCUCCGCCCCGAGUCUCCCCUCCCGUUUUGCUCCGAGUUGCGCUUUAUUUGUGUGUGGAGAAAGGGGGGCGGCGGGGGGGGACACGACUUGUAGAGGGGAUGUCCUGUUUUUGCCAGAGGAACAGUGCAAAAGGGGAACCUCGGCUCGGAGAAGGGACGAGAAUAAAUAAAUAAGGAGCAGCCCUAAAAUAAAGGUAGCGGCAUAUCCCGGCAGCAAGAAGACUACUGAGCUGUAAAUUGAAGGGAAGAUAAUUUCUGCUUGUGGGGGAAAAGAAAGGUCAAUAACCUCCAUGGAAGACUCUCAGGAUCUAAGUGAACAGUCAGUAAAGAAACCGUGUCCAGAGUCAGAUGGUUCAGAGCCGCAGAAUCCCAGGUCUAUGGAAAUGCAAGAUCUAGCCAGUCCUCAUAAUCUUGUUGGAAGUAAUGAUGCGCCGGGUAGUUCCAAACUGGAUAAACCUAAUCUCAGUAGCACAUCAGUUACAACAAAUGGAACAGGAGGAGACAACAUGACUGUGUUAAACACUGCAGACUGGUUGCUGAGUUGCAGUACUCCCUCUUCUGCAACAAUGUCUCUUCUUGCAGUCAAAACAGAACCCAUGAACAGCAGUGAAACAACAACUACAACUGGAGAUGGAUCGCUUGACACUUUUACUGGGUCAGUAAUAACAAGUAGUGGCUACAGCCCAAGAUCAGCGCACCAGUACUCUCCACAGAUAUAUCCCUCCAAGCCCUAUCCACACAUUCUUUCUACACCAGCAGCUCAAACAAUGUCUGCCUAUGCCGGACAAACCCAGUAUUCAGGAAUGCAGCAACCAGCGGUCUAUACAGCCUACUCACAGACAGGACAGCCGUACAGCUUACCCACUUACGAUUUGGGUGUAAUGUUGCCAGGCAUCAAGACGGAAAGUGGGCUCUCGCAGACCCAAUCACCACUGCAGAGUGGGUGCCUCAGUUACAGCCCAGGGUUUUCCACCCCACAGCCCGGCCAAACACCCUACUCUUAUCAGAUGCCAGGUUCUAGUUUUACACCAUCAUCCACUAUUUAUGCAAACAAUUCUGUUUCAAAUUCUACAAACUUCAGUAGUUCACAACAGGAUUAUCCAUCAUACACAGCUUUUGGCCAAAAUCAAUAUGCACAGUAUUACUCAGCAUCAACAUAUGGUGCAUAUAUGACCUCAAACAACACGGCUGAUGGCACUUCUUCAUCAUCAUCAACCUACCAGUUACAGGACUCUCUCCCUGGCCUGACUAGUCAACCAGGUACAGAUCUACAUUCAGGGGAGUUUGACACAGUGCAGAGCCCCUCUACGCCAAUCAAAGAUCUUGAUGAGAGAACAUGUAGGAGUUCUGGGUCAAAGUCUCGGGGUAGAGGGCGGAAGAAUAAUCCAUCACCCCCUCCGGACAGUGACUUGGAGCGUGUAUUUGUUUGGGAUUUGGAUGAAACAAUCAUAGUUUUCCAUUCGCUGCUUACAGGAUCCUAUGCACAGAAGUACGGCAAGGAUCCACCAAUGGCUGUGACACUUGGACUGCGAAUGGAAGAAAUGAUUUUUAAUCUUGCUGACACACAUUUAUUUUUUAAUGAUUUAGAGGAGUGUGAUCAAGUUCAUAUAGAUGAUGUUUCUUCUGAUGAUAAUGGACAAGACCUAAGUACCUACAGUUUUGCAACUGAUGGCUUCCAUGCAGCUGCAAGUAGUGCAAACCUUUGUCUGCCAACAGGUGUAAGAGGAGGGGUUGACUGGAUGAGGAAGCUGGCUUUCCGUUACAGAAGAGUAAAAGAGUUGUAUAAUACUUACAAGAACAACAUAGGAGGACUCCUGGGUCCUGCUAAAAGAGAUGCAUGGUUGCAAUUAAGAGCAGAAAUUGAAGCUCUGACAGACUCCUGGCUAACAAAUGCACUUAAAUCAUUAUCAAUUAUCAGCACAAGGAGUAACUGUGUAAACGUGUUGGUAACAACAACCCAGCUUAUCCCAGCACUUGCAAAAGUUCUGCUAUACAGCUUAGGAGGAGCUUUUCCUAUUGAAAAUAUUUACAGUGCAACCAAAAUAGGCAAAGAGAGCUGUUUUGAGCGUAUAGUGUCCAGAUUUGGCACUAACAUAACUUAUGUUGUGAUUGGAGAUGGCCGAGAUGAGGAACAUGCAGCUAAUCAGCACAACAUGCCUUUCUGGAGGAUAUCCAGUCAUUCGGACCUCUUGGCUCUCCAUCAAGCACUGGAACUAGAGUAUUUGUAACUGUGUUCUGAAGUUGGCGAUCCUUUUUUUUUUUAUAUAUAUAUAUAUUUCAAGUACACUGAAUUUUUAUGUGUGAUUCAAUGCCUCUGGCUUUACACAUAUGAAUUGUCUUAAGAAGGGAAGAAAUAUUUGGAAUUAAAAAUUCCAAAUUGAAGAAUUCAGAUUGCUGAAUGAAGUUGAAACAUUAGUGCUACGUAAGGAAGCUCUAUGGUCUUAUAUAUGCAACGUUUUUAAAUGAAUUAAAACUGUGGAGGUUGCUGGUACACACCAAGUGAGCCCUGACAGGAGUGAACAAAGGACUCGAACUGGCAAAGCACCAACACGCGUUUUCCAGCCGACAAGGUGGUGUUCAACAACAUUCCUCAAAGUGGGAUAUAUUCUCAGCACUGAGGUUUGAACCAGACUUUAGCCUACCUAACCCAGAAAAUCUGAAUUGGAAUGCACUCAGACUGUAUAAUGACAAUCCUGUCUAGACCUGUAAUUUGUGUAAAUUAUUGAUGAAAAUAAUUUACUGUGACUUUAUUAGCAGCUGAUUUUGGAAGUGGAUGCAAUUUUUCUUUCUUUUUUGGGGGGCAGGGGAGGGAGAGGGUUAUAUAAUAUUGUCUCUUUUAUAAGUUUGGCAAACAGAAUGUGCAUAAUGAUAUGUUGUGCCUUAAAGAGAAGACUGUGUUAGUGUGUUAUAAUGUAAUUUUGGUUAAAAACUAUGUAGAUAAACAAAAAAACCUUUGUGAUAAUUUUUGACAUGACCAAAUUUGAAAUUCAAAGAAAUCAAAGAGCAGGGCUGCACCAAAGCAUUUACGUAUUUGUUGCAGUAAGAAAAAAUAAUAAAGGAAAGUUUGUGUUUUUAUUUGGAUUCUGAAUAAUUCCACUGAUUGUUUGAGGAAAGUUAAGAGUAUGUUGGGAGGUUGAUACUGGGGACCGCUACCUAGAAAGCUAAAAAAAAAGUGUUUAAUACCUUCAGCAUAAUUUCUUGAUUAUCUGACAAGAGAACUAAGAGCCAUAUUCAUGAACUACUUAGUCUACUGAAAGCCAUACAGUGAGUGCAUCUGCUGUGUAUAAAAGAACAAAAUUCCACCCAGUAGACCAAGUGGGCAGGUGAUAUUACUGGAAGGUGAAAAUGCGGAGUUAAGCCCAGAUGAGGAAUAAAACAGAAGUUCGUUAGGAAUCAAAAAUUACUAAAGAAUCUCUCACCAGUCAGAUGCACAAAUGCUGCUACAUUUAGCAUAUUCAGGAUCAACACAAGCCGCUGAAAUUGCUGGCAUGGUAACAUUGGCCAUUUCAGGAGCACAGUCCACUUUGGUAAACAUAACAGCAUUUUGGUAGCUUUCCCAUUCUGUUCCACAUUUAUGUACCUUCUGUUUUGAGUCAACGUGAUUUUUCUCAUCCAUUUUUGAUUGCACAACAAUAUUACACAGGAACAACCCUAAAUGUUUUUGAAUCAGAAGUUUCAAUAGCAUGUCAGGCAUCUGGGGAGAGGAUAAGGAAGGGAUUUUUAUGAAGAAAUUUUGAGAAAUAUAUUACCUUAAUUUUCAUCAUUUCUAUUAAAAAUUACAGUCCAUACAGUGAUAAUUACCUUGCAAGUUUUGAACAUGCUACCUUUCAGCUUUGGAAAAUGAGCAAGGUCCAUAUUGCACACAGGGUCCCUAGCGCUCCACAUGCAGCUCGAGCACUCCGAAACAACAGCAAGUGGUUCAUCUCUCAUGGCAGAAGAGGGAAACUGCUCUUUUGAUUUUUAACUCUGUACGCGGAGACACCUGAGGUUGCCUGUGCUCUGACUGCGUGAAGAGGUGUGUGCGAGAGAAGAUGUCAAAUGUAAACUCCAGGAUGCCUACACAAGCACACUAGUUAGCACCGAGGUGAAGACCUUCCCUCUCUGUGCUCUGAAGCCACCAUAUGUCUAGUUACCAGGAAGUAACUUUGUUGAUUUAAACUUUGUAGGUUAUAUGAAAGUUAGUUGGUAGGUGAAAGCCUGGAGCCACUAAAAGUCCAAGGCAAAACUCCUCUAUAAAUUCAUAAAAAUGGGAUUUCUUUGCUGUGUUGGAAUUUGAUAUACAAGUCACCACACAACAAACUAAUGAUAAUUUGUUAUCACCGGGCACUUUAAAGCCAUCACAUGAAACUUUCCACAUAUGAAAUCUUUAUACAGUAGCUAUUUGGGUGAUAGAUUUGUGUGUCCAAAAAUUAAAAUUGAUGCAUACCUUCUUUAUAUUUGCAGUACCUGUCUAGUCAAAUUUGGCCCGGAAGUAAAUUUUUCAUAAAAAGCUGUAGUACCAGCUUUAUGUAGUUUUUCAGGUGGGGAAAAAAGUGUUUCUACUGGAAUAGGAAAAAAGUUCAAAGCAAGCCCUUCUCAAGUUUCUGCAUCAUAACAUUGCAUGAGAAUCUCAACGUAAAAGUCUUUAUAAAAAAAAUUGGUAAGGUGAACUAGCUUCUUUUUCUUUUUUUUUUUUUUUUUGGACAAGUCAUAGUGUUAUUUAAAUGCAUGAAACAAUAUUAUUUCUCAAGUUAUUUGUUCAGCUUUUCAGUGUUCUUUUCCUAAUCAGAUGUAAGAACAAAACAGCCCAGCAACAACCGUCGGUUCUUAUAAAAAGUUUGCAAUGCCUUCAUUGGAGUUGCACUUAGCUCUCUGUGACAGGUAUGGCUCAAUUAAUAUACUGGAUUCUAGAGAGGAGAUGGAGGCAAAAGGAGGGAAGAUUUACAGAGCAUGACAAAGUUCUCAUUUUAACUUGGAUUCUGUGUGCUACCAUAGCAGAAGUUAAUUAUAAAAAUAAAUUAUCCACAAAAAUGUACAUCCAAAGAAAUUUCAAGGAUUUAGCUCAAAAGCCUUUGCAAUACUAAAAUUCUAAAACAGAAUUUCAGAGCACAAAUACUCUCUUGCUGAGCAAAAAUUGUUAUAUAUCUUUAAAUAAAAGUGUGUCAAACAUGCCUGCCUCAAAGAGAGAAAUUACUCUAAUACAUUUUCCCACAUGAACAAUACAGAGGAGAAAAUAACCAAGGCAGACAAAUAGUCAUGCCAGAUGGUUCCAGAUGGGCCUAAGUAGAUUAAACUGAAGGCUGGUCGUUUUGAUGUUGAGUGCAUUUUAAUUCAACAGCAUAUUAAUCAGAGACUGCCUUCCCUUCAGCCUCUCCUCAACAACCAAGAUUGAGCACAAAGUCAUGUUUGCAAGUAUUUUGGGCAAAUGAAGUAUAGAAUAUAAUGCCUUUUGCUGAUACUCCAGCAGUUCUCAGUCAGUACAGAACCUGAACGUUCAUUAGUCGUUUGAGUAGUCGGCUUGCAGAAUACAAAUACCGUGUGAUUGCAGUCACAAGAUAGUAUCUUAAAUAGAUAUAACUCUGUGCAGUUCAGUAUAUCAGUAAAAGAGGACAGGAAAAACUAAAAAUGAUGCUUAUUUUUAGAUGCCUGUGGAGAUUGUGCACAAAGGUAUAGGUGGCAGCUAGCUCCUAGAUCUGUUUUCAUUAGAAUCCAGUGUGAGCAGCAGCAUUUGCAUCUAAAGCAGAUGCGGAGUAUGUUCCAGUGUAAGCACUGACAAGGGAGAUGAGGCCAAGUCAAAAUUCUGUAUACAAGCACACUUCAUCUCGCGGGAGAUGAAAUCCUGCAGCCAAUCAGAAUUGCAGAGUUUAUGGAGGACAUGGACUUGGCCUGUGAUAGGAAGACUAGAUUUUAGCUGUGAGGUUGUAUCCAGAUCCAGGGUUUCGGUUCAAAAGUCAUCUCUGCUUUACAGGAUUGACACCAGGCAUAUGCUCUAAAUGAAUAUGGUAUUUAGUAUCUCUGAAGAGGAGCUGAAGUGACAUGAGCCAAAAUCCCAGCAGUAGCAGCAUUUUGGAGAUAUAAUUGAAGCCAAGGGUCUCUGUCAUCUAUUAGCAGGUUAUAGUUUAUUAGGGCCUACAUAAUUUAAGAAAAUGUAAAUUAAAAUUAAAAGCUUGUAAAAUUAUGUACAUCUUUACUACUUCUCAAUAAAUACACUUGGAAAUGUCAUUUUCUGCACUA